Messenger RNA from Ficedula albicollis (Collared flycatcher), 2683 nucleotides. It is a transcript of the gene MINDY3, whose product is annotated as family with sequence similarity 188 member A. The coding region runs from base 1 to 1776 and encodes 591 amino acids. Lineage: Eukaryota; Metazoa; Chordata; Aves; Passeriformes; Muscicapidae. The record is from RefSeq and is a predicted model, not a curated record. Gene Ontology annotation, biological process: protein K48-linked deubiquitination. Gene Ontology annotation, molecular function: cysteine-type deubiquitinase activity; K48-linked deubiquitinase activity. The transcript has 18 exons.
AUGAAAGAACUGACAGCAGCCUUGACAAGAAGGAUUUUGGGGACGCUGGUGGAUGAGAGGCUGGACAUAACGUGCCAAUGUGCCCUUGCAGUUCAGAAAGCCAAUUGUAUCUUGGGUUGCAUCACCAGCACUGCAGCCAGAAAGUUCAGGAAGGUGAUUCAGCCUCUCUACUCCAACCUGGUGAGACCCCACCCACAGUGCUGCAUCCAGCUCUGGAGUGCCCAGUGCAGGAAGGACAUGGAUGUGCUGAAGCAGGUCCAGAGAAGGGCCACAGAAAUGAUCAGCAGGCUGAGCAGGGAAGACACAGUAGAUGCACCGUUAGCUGAACCCCUGACACGGCGGUCUUUUGAAUGCCUUAGCUCCAUUUCGGCUGCACACGACAGGAAGGACUCCAAACGCGAACACACACCAAUCCGAGCUGGGGAACGUCCAGGCCCAAAGGCUGACCGCUCAGGGAACAGCCCCCUCCCCAAGCCUGAAGAAUAUGAAGCAAAUUCAAGAUUUCUUAAAUGUGGUUUAGUGAUACCACAUUCAAGAUUUGUCUUUAGUGACUCUGAAUCAACUGCAUUAGAACAAUUUGAAGGUGGCCCUUGUGCAGUGAUAGCACCUGUGCAGGCAUUCCUUUUGAAGAGGCUUUUUACCAGUGAAAAGUCUACUUGGAGAGUCUGUCCAGAAGAGGAACAGAAGAACCUUCUCUGUCAUACAUUAUGUGAUAUUUUGGAAAUGGCUUGCUCUGAUAAUUCUGAGUCAUACUGUCUGGCAACAUGGAUAAGAGGAAAAACAACUGAAGAAACUGCUAGUAUUUCUGAAAGUCCUGCAGAAUCUAGUCGUCAAGAGGAACAACCUUCUGCCUUGGCUGUCGAAGAGCUUGGCUUUGAGCGAUUUCAUGCAUUAAUUCACAAACGAGCAUUCAAAAGCUUCCCUGAACUGAAGGAUGCAGUUUGGGAUCAAUAUUCAGCAUGGACAAACAGAUUUGGAGUAUUGCUCUUUCUGUAUUCUGUAAUACUGACAAAGGGUAUUGAAAACAUAAAAAAUGAAAUUGAAGAUGCAACUGAGCCAUUGAUAGAUCCUGUUUAUGGUCAUGGAAGCCAAAGUUUGAUUAACCUGUUGUUGACGGGGCAUGCUGUUUCUAACGUGUGGGAUGGAGACAGAGAAUGUUCAGGAAUGAAACUUCUUGGCAUACACAAACAGGCAACAGUAGGCUUUUUGACAUUGAUGGAAUCUCUGAGAUAUUGUAAGGUUGGCUCCUAUUUGAAAUCUCCAAAAUUUCCCAUUUGGAUACUUGGCAGUGAAACGCAUCUCACAGUCUUCUUUGCCAAGGACAUGGCCCUUGUUGCUCCUGAAGCACCUUCAGAACAAGCAAGAAGAGUUUUCCAGACAUAUGACCCUGAGGAUAAUGGGUUUAUACCUGACACACUGCUAGAAGAUGUAAUGAAGGCUCUGGACCUUGUUUCAGAUCCUGAAUACGUAAACCUCAUGAAGACCAAAUUAGACCCAGAAGGGCUGGGCAUCAUACUACUGGGUCCCUUUCUGCAAGAAUUUUUCCCUGAGCAGGACUCCAGGGUUUCAGAGUCAUUCACUGUUUACCAUUACAAUGGACUGAAGCAAUCUAAUUAUAAUGAAAAGGUCAUGUAUGUAGAAGGCACAGCAGUUGUCAUGGGCUUUGAAGAGCCCAUGCUGCAGACGGACGACACUCCUGUGAAACGCUGCUUGCAGACCAAAUGGCCGUACAUAGAACUGCUCUGGAGCACAGAUCGAUCUCCUUCCCUGAACUGAUGUGUUGUCCAUGAACAACAGCCAGCCCCGGAUCCUCCCCUGGGGAUACGGAGUUGGAGUUGGCUUGGGGAGUGCUGUGCUUUGACUGUGUGGAGUUAUACACUGGUAUCAUUGAGGAAUUGUAAAUAAUGAUUACAAACACUUUUUCAGUGUUAAUUGGAAUAUUUAAUUUUUUAAUCAGAUUGAUUUCUAUUAUAAUAGUUUGUCUUUUUUGGCCACUGUAGUACUGUUAAUGUGAGUUAUCCUAAAAAAAAAGCCUACUUAAAAAGUCUUACCAUUAUUUUGCCAUCUCAUGAAGAUUUGAAAAAUUCUGAUAUUGCAGAAUCUGCAUAUUAGAUGUCAGAUCUUUAAAACAUGAAACAUAUUCAGCUUUCUCAGAAUCAUAUAGGCAUGUUUUAUUAUUUAAAUUCUACUAGCUUACAUUACAGUACCAUAAUGUGUGGACUAGACUGGCCUUUGCACUGGAUAUGUUUUAAUGAGUUUAAAUUUUCUGCAGUUUUUCCUAAAAUCUAAUUUUACCUAAAGAGCUUGCACAGUGUGUCAUAAAUAUGAUAUGUUUUUAGGAAUAAGUAUAAUUCUUAAAUACUCUUUCUUGGCAGUUGUAUAUUACUGUGGCUUAGUUAUUGGGCAUGUUAAAAGUGAACAGAAAAUCUGAGGGAAAAUAGAUAUAUUAAUAUUUAUUUGAAUUUGUAUAAAAGAAAUGUAAAAACAGCAGAAAGAAUUUCUUGUUCUAUAAUCCUUAAACUAUUCAAAACUUACAAUAUUGCCAAAUACCUCUUCUUAAUUUGUCCAAACAGCAGUGUAAGCCAGCAUUACUAUAUGUGUUAUGUGCAUGAGAACAUCUGUUAUUACAUUAUUAUAUUCCUUUAUUUAUUAUCAACUUCUUAGCCCUAAAAUAAAAUCUUUU